AUGGCGAACGCUUGUGACUUAAGGAAUGCCUACGAUAGCAGCAUCAUGGUCACCUAUGAUGUUGCCGUUGAAGAAGCGCUGGAGGGGCCAUUCUACGACCCUAUCUAUCAAGCUGAGCUACAAAAGGACCGUGAGAUUGCACGUGCUGCCACGAAUGCACUGAAAAGGGCAGACUUAUUUACAGUCCACGGAGAUAACCUUGCAAGAUUAAUCCAGGACGGCGAAAGUUUAAGUGAAUUCGAAGUCUCCAGUACGAGAACUAUCGCCAUUCUAGGGGGCUCGGGUGAAGGCAAGAGCAGCCUCAUCAACUCCCUGUUACACUAUCCGGAGAUCGCCAAAUGCGGAGAUAUAGGCGCAGCCUGCACGUCAAUUGUUACAGAGUAUAGACUGAAGACAGCCAAUCACAGAGCACCUAUAACAAUAGAUGUUGAGUACCUCUCCGUAACAGAAAUAGAAGAGCUGCUCAAAGAACUUCUCUGGAGCUUCCGUCGGAUGUAUCUUCCAAAUGCCGAAGAUGAAAACAUCAUUCAAAGCGAAUACGAUCAAAUGGAACGUGAAUCGGCGGAGGCGUGGUCUUCCCUUGAGGCUGCAUUUAGCCACCAUGAAGAAUUUAGCAAAGACUGGCUCACAAAAGACAUGACCGAAGAAGGAUUGGCUAUGGUUACCGAUCAGGUUAUCCAAUGGUCCCAUGAGCUCGAUUGGCCCGCUGGCGCAGACAGCGGAAAGUGGACAUCGACAGCAGACACUGCAGAUGAAUGUUACGAGAAGACGGGUGUCUUCAUGGAAGACCGGUUUUGGCCAUUCACCAAAAUAAUCCGUGUUUAUAUUGAGGCACAGAUCUUAAAGUCUGGUAUUAUUCUCGCCGAUUUGCCGGGUUUGCACGAUACCAACCUUGCACGAGUGAAAGCCACUCAAGACUACCUCCUGAGAUGUGAUCAUAUCUUUGUCGUCGCAAGGAUUUCUCGGGCGAUAACAAAUCAAUCAUUAAAAUCAUCCCUCCUUUCUGUCGUGUCCAAACAUGCCGGGCAAGAAUUAGAUGGAUCCAGAGGGGAAAGCAUGAAAAUUGCGGCUGUUUGCACUAAUUCAGAGGAUAUUAAUGAGAAGUCGGCGAGACGGGAAUUUUGUGGCCCCAACAACAGAAUCUCACCAGAAGACAUGGCAGAACUCGACCAAGAUAUUGCAAAGGAAAUGGAACAAGGGAAUCGACAAUCUGUAAAGAAUUUGAGGUUGAGGCAGCGUUUGCUACUGAUCAACGCCCGGAAUAUGCACGUUAAAGAAGGCUUGCAGAAAGCUUACUCGGCUGAAAUUCCAAAAGGGGUGCUCGAAGUAUUUUGCGUUUCGAACACGUCUUAUGAGAAAUAUGCCAUGAAAGGAGAUAUAGAAAUGGUGCAGGCCAGUGGCAUACCAGAGGUUCGACAAUUCUGCUACACCAUAAUCAGUCGUGCACACCUACUUGAAGCAAACCACUUCCGCAAUUCAAGGAUGUCGAGCUUUCUAAAUUCCACCCUGCUCGUGGUAGCCAAACCUGAAUGCCAGACUAUGGAGGCUAUGAUCGAUAGAUCAAUCUAUUUCACCUUGUUUGGGGUGAAAAAUGAGGUAUUGGGGGCCGUGUCUCAAUCCAAAAUCGAUUUCAACGACGUUUUUCAAAGUUUGAUUAUUUCGCACAUAGACCAAGAAAGUCCUGCCUGGGAAAAAGCGGCGCAAGAGGAAGGUUUAUCAUGGUUCAAUUGGUAUUGGAGUACUGUUUCCACAAUGCAUAAGUAUAUCAACUGUAGACUAACGCCAGAUGUUGCAGAGGAAAACGUUGAUCCUUUACUCAUAGACGGAAUUGAAUUCAAGAUUGGAGCUAUCGAGUAUGAAUUCAGUCAGGCGGUGGAAAAACUUGUGAAGGGUGUUGAAAUUAUUUGUUCCAAAGCAUCAGAGGCCAAUCAAUCAUCUUACAUAGUCAAAAUCAUGACUCCGGCCUACCGAUCAGCAGCCCAACAAUUUGGCAAAGGCAUGGCUGCUCGUCAACGGACAAUCGUCCAGGGCCGCAUUGAGGAGGGGCUGUUCUCUAAGAUUUCAAUGGCCAUAAGCAAGGAUAUAAAAGCCGAGGUGAAAACCAGUUUUGGUGCAGUUAAAAAGGAACUGGACAACAUUUUUGUUCGCAUAGAGACCGAUAUCAGGGUGAGACUGGCGACGGAGGAGCAAUCUUGCGAGAAGGGGGACCCCACCCGCGAGGACAAGGAGAGACGGAAAGCAGAUUUGGCUUGUGAACUUCAAGACCUAAAGAGACAGCAUGAGGAAGCUCCUGGAAGCAUUGAUUUUAUUCAGCCUAGAGUCCUAGAGAUGGAGGAGGUCAAAGAGGAGGGCGUCGCGCUUUGA
Messenger RNA from Pseudogymnoascus verrucosus, 2364 nucleotides. RefSeq lists its product as uncharacterized. The record is from RefSeq and is a predicted model, not a curated record. Bases 1 to 2364 code for a protein of 787 amino acids. NCBI's taxonomy places the organism in Eukaryota, Fungi, Ascomycota, Leotiomycetes, Thelebolales, Thelebolaceae. The transcript is spliced from 13 exons.